AUGUCUAUCGAAGAGUUGUAUCCUGGAAAGGGCGAAAAUGGGAAUGCUCGCCCGUCUAUCGACAUCGUUGCAGUCCACGGCUUGAAUCCGUGGAACUCCAGUGACCAUGCGACCGCCACUUGGGAAGACCCAGAGAGUAGACAUCUUUGGCUCCGAGACUCGUUGCCACUUUCUCAACCAAAUGCAAGAAUACUACUCUACGCCUAUGAGUCUAGUCCUGCAUUUGGGACAGACAAGGAACGAUUCGUACACCAAGCAAAUUCCCUACUAGAAUGCUUGCGACUAAAGAGACGGGGGGAACCAGAGCGACCCUUGAUCAUGAUGGGUCACAGUCUUGGCGGCAUACUCAUCAAGCAGGCGUUAGUCAAUGCACAAAACAAUCCCAAGUACAAGAGUAUUAAGGAUGCCACAUUUGCGGUGGUAUUCUUCGGUACACCUCAUGCUGGGCCAUCGGACGACUUGAAGGUUAAAUUCGCGAAAUCGUGUGUAUCAGUUGCCCAAUCUAUGCCAUGGAGAGUAUCGAAUGAUAUUAUGGAAGGUUUAAAAAGAGGGUCCCUGUUCUCUGAUGUGCUCCAUGAGAACUGGAGGCAUCAACUUGAACAGUAUCGCUUCUUGUCUUUCUAUGAAGGAAUUGGUUCUAUUGUUCCCCGAGAAUCUGCUGUGCUUCACCUUGGGGGGGAUCGCGAGAAUCAAGUCAGGCUGAACGCAGACCAUAGCAGCAUGUGUCGGUUCAACCCCAGUGUCAAAGCUGACAUGAAUAACUACUUCUUCGUGGAGGAAAACAUUGCCGAUCUAUGUGAACAACGCCCCGCUGAUACUAGAGAAGUGAGAAAUCUUCUCGAUAAGUUGGUAUCUAUUGGAUCCAAUCCACGCCAGGAAAAAAUCUCCGACAGGCACGCGGACAGCUUUCAGUGGAUUUGGGAUUUCUCUGUUGAUGGCCCAGGCUUUGUGGACUGGCUGAAGUCCGACAUGCCAAUUUAUUGGAUCACUGGACUCCCUGGGAGUGGAAAGUCCACCCUGAUGAAAUAUAUGUAUGCCGAGUCCUUGAAGCAUCUUUCUUCGCCUACAGGUCAAAUAAAGCCCGCUGUCAUGGGCUACUUCUUCCACGAGCUAGGCGAAAGUCGAGAACAAACUUUUAGAAGUUUCCUAGCAAGCUUCUUGAGCCAGAUUAUUACUUCUUUCGAAGGACUUGCCUCUUUGGUGCUCCAGUUGCUUCGAAAACCAACCAAUAGGCAACCUGGGUCUCUAACAUCUGAAGAUUUCGAAGAUAAUUUUGCCCUCGAGGAGCAACAUUUACAGCAAGCUUUGUUGGCAAUAGCCAAACAUCCAACCGUUUCUGGAAAUAUUAUCUUUUUUUUGGAUGGUCUCGAUGAAUGCUCUGGUGAAAAUCGCAGUCAGGUUCAGUUCCUGACCAAAUUAGUGGAGUCAUCCAGGAAUACCAAGCUCGCUGUCAGACUGUGCCUUGCAAGCCGCUCUCUACCAGAGAUUGAGCCAGCGCUUGAGUCUUACCCCAGAUGCAGAAUUCACGAAUGGACCGCUGAGGAUAUCUCCGAGUACGUUAUAACCAAGUUGACUGGGCCUUGGAACUUAUUGGAAGAUUAUCAUUUAGACCGGAACCUCCAGGAAUAUGACAUUCGUCAGAGCAUUAUUAAAAAAGCUGGCGGAGUGUUCCUAUGGGUCCAAAUUGUCGUCGACAAUCUCAUCAUUGGACUUGAAGAAGGCGAUACCAGAGAAGAACUCAUGGAGCGUCUUGAGUCACUUCCUUCGGACUUGGAGAAAUUAUACGCCCGUAUUGUUCAACAAAUACCAUCCAAAUUUAUCCAUGAUACAAUCAAUUACAUCAAUAUAGUCCAGUCGGAUUAUACACCGAUAGAUCAGGACCUCCUUGACGAUGUAUGUCCUGAUCGGUACGGAUCUUUCACUCUUCUCGAAUUCGCCUUGGCUACUCGAGACCCAAAAGAGUCAUUGAGCCAGUUAAUGCAUCACACGGAAGAUGCCCACUGCAAAUUUCAAGCUUAUUGUGAGCUGGUAGAACGGCGGAUUAAAAGCCGUUGCAGAGGUCUAUUGUAUGUCCGGGAAAGUCAAAGGAAGGUGCGUUGCAGCGGUCUAUUGUACGUCCAGGAAAGCCAAAGGAAGGGGCGUUCAGAUGACCCUGAGACUCGAGGAUACACAUCACGCACUACCCGAACAGGAAGUUGGCAAUUUUCGGGGCCUUUGUCUCGGUCAAUGAAGAAUACGGUGGAAUUUCUACAUCUGACAGUUCAAAAAUACAUUACGAGCCAGGGAUUUAUGGCCUCUAUCCAAGCUAAAACAGAACAUGCUCUCACUAGGCCAGUUUCCGUAGGACUCAUGGCUGCUGCUCUCACCAUACUGAAGAUGUUGCCCCCAGAUCAACUGUUCCGGACAAUGAAAGCUAGCGAGGAAUCUCGUUCACAACUAUGUUGUUUCGUCAGGCACCGUUUUAAAAUCCAGAUAGGCAGAAACCGUUUCCCGAAUCUUGCUUAUGGUCUUCUUAUGGAAUACUUCAAACUCUGCCGUUUGGCUGAACGAAAUACGGGUGUGUCGCAAAGUCCGUUUCUAAAAGAACUCGAUCGGAUUUGUACCCUGGCCUGCAAAGAUUGGCACUCAAAAUUAUAUGAGUUUUGUUGGAAUAGUAACACCAAUUGGCAUACCUCGACUAGAUUUUCCUUUACAGCGGACUUGUUUUCCAUCUCUAUUUUCAUGGGGUUAAAUAUGUACGUGAAAGAAGAAUUGGAAAGUUCUAGAUAUAAGCUACUGGGACAAGACGGGUGCUUAUUACUGCAAUUCGUUUCGUAUAUAAGGCGUCGGAUACCCAAUGCGCCAGAGGCACUGGCAUUGCUUCUAACACAUGGGGCCCAGCCAAACCAGGAAUACGAUGGGAUAUCAAGCUGGCAAUAUGCACUGGACUUAGAGCUGGUACACAAAGGCCCUAGGAUGUCCGUGGCUGAGUACUUGAUGCUCGCCACUAUGCUGGACUUUGGGGCAGAUCCAAACCAACGCCUGUCAGAUGGUGUUUCUCCGCUGCUCAAAAUUCUCCAACGAAUAAUAUUCCUACGGACCGCACGGUAUCUUAUCUUCGAAGGAUGGGAACAGUGUACUGAAAUGAAACUCGUUAGAAGUUUCAUAAAAAACGGAAUCUAUGUUAAGCCGGACAUGAGAGAAAUCCUCAGCGAGGUGAAAACGUGCCCAGAACUUAAAGCUUAUCUCGAGAAGGAAUUCAAGCAGUUGGAGGCCGCCAAACCAAGGAAGUCUGUCGCUAUACGCAAGAGGACGGGAGAAGAUUUGGAUUUGGAUAGCAAGCAACAAAAGAGACGAGGAAAAGGGACUUGA
Molecule: messenger RNA, 3351 nt
Organism: Venustampulla echinocandica
Lineage: Eukaryota; Fungi; Ascomycota; Leotiomycetes; Helotiales; Pleuroascaceae
Exons: 9
Coding region: 1-3351 (1116 amino acids)
Source: RefSeq, a predicted model, not a curated record